Molecule: messenger RNA, 745 nt
Organism: Limulus polyphemus (Atlantic horseshoe crab)
Lineage: Eukaryota; Metazoa; Arthropoda; Merostomata; Xiphosura; Limulidae
Gene: RpL24-like
Product: probable ribosome biogenesis protein RLP24
Exons: 5
Coding region: 83-577 (164 amino acids)
Biological process (GO): ribosomal large subunit biogenesis
Cellular component (GO): nucleolus
Source: RefSeq, a predicted model, not a curated record
AGAUCUUUCUUUACUUUCCUCAUGCUGGAGUGGUUAAUGUCGAUUUGGUUUCUUCAAUUACUGUAAAAACUGUACAGAAAAAAUGAGGGUAGAAAAAUGUUAUUUCUGCUCGUCACCUGUAUAUCCGGGACAUGGGAUUAUGUUCGUGAGGAAUGAUUGUAAGGCUUUCAGAUUUUGUCGCUCCAAAUGUCACAAACUUUUCAAAAGGAAACGUAAUCCCAGGAAGACUAGAUGGACCAAAGCAUUCAGAAAAGGAGCUGGAAAGGAAUUAACUGUUGAUCCUACCUUUGAAUUUGAGAAAAGAAGGCAUGUUCCAGUGAAAUAUGAUCGACAGCUGUGGCAAAAUACAGUGAGUGCUAUGCAAAAGGUUGAAAAAAUUAAACAGAGGAGACAAUCACACUUUAUUUUGAAUAGACUUAAAAAGGGCAAGCAGCUGGAAAAAGAAAAGGAUCUCAAGGAAGUUCGAAGGGACCUAAGUCUCAUCAAAUCCCCAGCAGCUUCAAAAGCCAAAAUGGAACAACGAUUGAUGGAAGUUGUGAAAGAAAAUUCGGACCAGGAAAUGGAGGAGAACGCUUGAUAUGUGUAGUAUUGGUGAAGAAAAAAAAACAUUUUGUCGGUGUACUGAGAUUGAUAAGUGAGCAAAGUCUAAUAAAAUUGUCUCUCUUAAUGAUUAUUUUGCCUCGUAAGGUAUAUGUUUUCAUCAACUUUUCACUGACUUCCAGAAAUAAAGUACAACUUAAAAGAA